AUGAGCUCCGCGCCCUGCCCCUCCCGGGAGCCGCCCCGGUACCUCAGCCAGGCGGAGGCGGAGGCCAUGGAGAAGGAGCUGCUGGAGGAUUAUCGCUUCGGGCGGCAGCAGCUGAUCGAGAUCUGGGGACACGCCUGUGCAGUGGCUGUCACCAAGGCGUUCCCGCUGCUGUCGCUGCGGCGCAGGCAGCCCACGCUGCUGGUGGCGUGCGGGCCGGGGCAGCACGGGGCCAUCGGGCUGGUGUGCGCCCGCCACCUCCGCACCUUUGAUUACGAGCCCACCAUCUUCUACCCCAAGCGCUCCCCGGACCCGCUGCACCGCGACUUCACCACGCAGUGCGAGAGGAUGGACAUCCCCUUCCUGUCCUACCUGCCCGCCGAGGUGCAGCUCAUCAACGACGCCUACAACGCCGUGGUGGACGCGGUGCUGGGAGCCGAGGUGGCCGAGGGGACAGAGGGGACAGAGCCGUGCGCCGCCAUCCUGGCCACCCUCAAGCUCGUGCGCAUCCCCAUCGUCAGCCUGGAUGUCCCCUCAGGCUGGGCGGCGGGCGCUGGUGGCAGCGGUGACAUCAGGCCGGACGUGCUGGUGUCGCUGGCGGCCCCCAAGGCGGUGGCGCGGCGCUUCCAGGGACGGCGACAUUUCCUGGCGGGGCGCUUCGUGCCCGAGGAGCUGCGGCGGAAAUUCGGGAUCGGCCCCCGCGAGUACCCGGGCAGCGACUGCGUGGUGGCCCUGUGACCCCAAAACUGCCCCGGGACCCCAAAAUAAACCCCUGGUGGUGGCCCUGUGACCCCAGAACUGCCCCGGGACCCCAAAAUAAACCCCUGGGACCCCGGAACUGUCCUGUGACCCCCAAAUAAACCCCUGGGACCCCA
Molecule: messenger RNA, 872 nt
Organism: Pyrgilauda ruficollis (rufous-necked snowfinch)
Lineage: Eukaryota; Metazoa; Chordata; Aves; Passeriformes; Passeridae
Gene: YJEFN3
Product: YjeF N-terminal domain containing 3
Exons: 6
Coding region: 1-735 (244 amino acids)
Cellular component (GO): mitochondrion
Molecular function (GO): NAD(P)HX epimerase activity
Source: RefSeq, a predicted model, not a curated record